AUGGAGGACACAAGUACGACGAUAAUACCCACGGAAGCCAUACUGGCACUAUCCAGAACACACCCGCUAUUCCAAAGCGGGAAUAUAACACUUGGAGAAGAAGCCGCAGCACUCAUCGCAAACACCGUAGAAUUCAAAAUGAAACAAAUCAUACAAACGGCACAGAGAUUCAUGAUCAAAAGCUGUAGAUACGUGGAAAAUGGACCAACACUGCUGCCAAACGAUGUAAGAGAUGCACUCAGAACAUUGAAAAUGGACAACAUUGAUGGAUAUAACAACUGCUACGAUUAUAGAUAUGUUAUAUCAUCCAAACUAUACAAAGGAAAUAGAGUAGUCAAAAGAGAGUCGGCACUGAAAAGUGGAAUGGAUGAAAGGUGCUGGGGAAGACAAAAACUUACAGACGUAGUAACCAAAGAUAUGCAAAAGGCUAUACCAGCACAACCAGCGUUGACAGUGCACUGGACACUAAUCAACGAAGAAGUGCCAGCACUGGCAUCAAAUAUGGCACAGUGCAUCACUGAAAGAUUCAAACAAGUAGCGAAAAAACAAAUCAUACAAAUGGCUGUCGAAGAUAUCAACGUUCUAAAUGCACAAGAUACAGCAAGACAAUUGGCAAGCGUGGGCAAACUAUUAACAAAUAUCAAACUGCCAAUGACAAUAGAUACGCUGUCAUACGAAAACAAUAUAGAAAGAGCUAUACUAGACGCACUGCAAAAACAUAUAACAAACGUAACUGAAAGAAAUACAGAUGACAAAAAUGGAAAACAGACAGCAAUAACAAUACCGAAAGUGGAGCAUAUACUCACCAAGGAACAGAGGUUCUUCCUAAAGGAAAUAAAGAAUACAGUAAAAAAAGCGUCAACAACAAUGGAUCAUCAAGUGCAUGUACAAUUGGGAAAGGUGCUCUCAAUACUCAGAAAGUCACCAGCACUGGAUCAGCUGCUUCCAGAACUUGCAGCAUUCUUUGUUGCGGAGUUGGAACAACCAACAGGAGAUGUUGAAGCUAUACUCAAGUUCGCAGAAGCUAUCACGUCAAACACUAAAAUACAAAUACAUUACCACAUCCACCAACUAGUGGCGCCACUGCUUAAACUCAUGCUAAAACAAGAUGAUAAAGAAGAUAUACAAGCGAUCAACCGUAAUCUGUCUUUCAGGAAACUGGCAGCAAAGACAGUAGGAAACCUAGCAAGGGCACUGAGAGAAUCCAAUACGGGCUUGGAAGGCAUUGACCAAUACCUCAUGAAGUUGUAUAAAAAAACUAUACUUGACCCAAAAUGCUCAAUCACAAUGUUAUACGGAGCCAUGUGCGGUAUUGAACAAUUGCCGCUCACAGCAAAACGCAUUCUGUACUUCCCAAUGGUACCACUGCUGCUGAACAUACUCUUCAAGAAACAUAGACAAGCACACAGGCAAUAUGCAAAAACAGGCUUAAAAUUGGAAGAAUUCAAAUCAUUCACAUGCCAAGAAAUUGUGCAUAUGGCACUUGUAAUCCUAUACGAAGCAUGCUACGAAGAUAUCGUACAGUGCAUACAUGAAACAGCAAACUUCAACAUGUCAUGCGAAGCACAACUCAUGAUCAAGGAAACGCUAGACGGAUAUGCAUGUAAAGCAGUAAACCCAGAAAACUUUAUACCGAUUUAUAACGCAAUAAUAGCACGAUGCUUCGAAACACUAAAGCCUCAAGAAAUAGUGGAACACAAGAAAAAGGAAUAUAAAACGCUACCAGAAAUCGAACAUGCACUGCAAUACUACCAGUUUUAUAAAUCGGAACGAACGAAAAAAAGACAACGGGUUGAAGAAAUACCACAAACGACCGAAACAGACUAUCGCAGCCCAUUGGAACAAAUGACUACAGCGUGGUACAUUGGACAGGCAACACACGCACUGACACUCACAAUAUAGAUCAAGCGCGUGAUGUAUCACGGAUACCAACAAUAGAAUAACAAAAUAUAUAAUGUAGGC
Babesia bovis T2Bo is the source of this 1962-nucleotide messenger RNA. RefSeq names its product TATA box binding protein associated factor (TAF) family protein. Gene Ontology annotation, biological process: RNA polymerase II preinitiation complex assembly; transcription initiation at RNA polymerase II promoter. Gene Ontology annotation, molecular function: RNA polymerase II general transcription initiation factor activity; protein heterodimerization activity; transcription coactivator activity. The record is from RefSeq and is a predicted model, not a curated record. Bases 1 to 1902 code for a protein of 633 amino acids. The transcript has a single exon. Lineage: Eukaryota; Apicomplexa; Aconoidasida; Piroplasmida; Babesiidae. Gene Ontology annotation, cellular component: SLIK (SAGA-like) complex; SAGA complex; transcription factor TFIID complex.